Drosophila serrata is the source of this 749-nucleotide messenger RNA. RefSeq lists its product as uncharacterized. Lineage: Eukaryota; Metazoa; Arthropoda; Insecta; Diptera; Drosophilidae. The record is from RefSeq and is a predicted model, not a curated record.
UUGAUUUGGUCAUUCCAAACCUAAAAGUCAAGCUAACAGCAGCAUUCAAAUUAUAUUUUUUCGGAUUCUGAUUCCCAAUAAGCUACUUUUGCGUCUCGCCUUUUUGUUUUAAGUAGUUCGAAUCGAACAAAUUCAAAAUGCACUAUAUAUCCGCCGUAACAAACUUGCUGCUCAUUGCGGCCUGCGUAUACGCAUUUUAUACCCUGGCACCCGCCGAGAAUCCAUACGGCUAUCUGGCGGCAUCCUUUAGCCUGGCUCACGGACUGCUGGGCUUAGUGCGGGCAUAUUACGAAGAGGAGGACGAAUGCGGACGUGCAUUCAUAUUCUCGGCCAGCAUUCUGGAGGUGAUACCGCUGCCGCUAGCCAAUAUAGAGUUUUACCUUAUAUCCGAUCACUCCGCCAUGGCACUGGUGCAUGCCUUGUCAUUUAUACCGCUUUUCUACGACGUCCUGGGGAAGAUGGGCGAUGAGUGGGACAGUUCCACGGAGGCUCUGAAGGAUAUGGCUCUGCUUGCCAAUAUUGCUUCCGCUUCGUAUCUUGGCUUUAACGAUGACAACCUGUUUUAUUACGCCGUAGCGGGCCUGGCUUUUUUGGCCAGAUACGGUGCAAUUUUGUUUGAAUACUUGAUGGAAGGUGCUGGCGCACAUUUGGCUACAUUGGGAAGUGCUGGAAUCGUGGGCCUGAUGGCCUACACACUUACUAACUGAUUUCAACAAUAAAAUAAUGCAGCUUUUAUAAUAACAAACUAA